CACGUCACUUAUUCACUCUCUUUUAUUUCCACUUUGUGCAUCCUUAUUUUUCGACUUAUACAGCUGUUCGCCCAUGGUGGAAACUCUGUUCUAUCUAAACGAUCUCGAGUCACUGACUGGUUAAAAAUUGAAUGCUACCACUGAACACGAAUAUUGAAAGUUUUUCUGAAACCACGUGCACCAUUCAAACUGGCUGCCUUCAACGUUCACACACUAAUUCAGGUCAGACAACAGAUAGGGCUGGCUAUGUCUUUAGAAAGUCUUAAUAUCGAUGUUUGUUGUCCAUCCGAGACCCGUAUUCAAGACUGAUGAAGUACUACAAAUUCGCUCUCCAUCUGUCACUUCAAAAAGCUUGUUUUACGUGCGUUUAUCUGGGGACCCUGUGGCAUCUUCGUCUGGUCUUGCUGGCGUUGGUGUCACAUUAAGCGCUAGAGCUGAGGCAGCACUAAUCCCCAUUAACAGUCAGUUAUGUGCUGUUAGAUUAGAGAGUUCCAUCAAAGUGAGAAGAAAUCGGCGUGAGAAACGAUGCUUUUCGUCAUCUCCGCCUAUGUCCCGACAGAUUGCAGCCCGGAUGAAUUCUAUCACCAGUUAACUGUUCUUCUCCAGAAAGUGCGUUCGACAGAUAUUGUAGUACUAGCCGGAGACAUGAAUGCUCAGGUCGGGCGUCUAGGCACAGAAGAGAGUCGUUUAGGUGGCCGAUGGGGACUCGUUGGUCGCAGGUCAGAUAACGG
Molecule: messenger RNA, 731 nt
Organism: Schistosoma guineensis
Lineage: Eukaryota; Metazoa; Platyhelminthes; Trematoda; Strigeidida; Schistosomatidae
Source: the annotation of a GenBank genome assembly